This is a messenger RNA of Drosophila miranda, 2368 nucleotides long. Its product is annotated as transmembrane protein 135. The record is from RefSeq and is a predicted model, not a curated record. The transcript is spliced from 5 exons. Bases 691 to 2058 code for a protein of 455 amino acids. Lineage: Eukaryota; Metazoa; Arthropoda; Insecta; Diptera; Drosophilidae.
AGAGAAGAUUGCCCACAUUUCGGGAAGUUUGAGCACCUUAUCACCGCCGUUGGCCUGGCCAAAGGUCUUGACCGGGGAUCGUCAUAUCACUCCAAAUAAAAACAACCCAUAUACAUACAUAAUCAGCUCUCAAAUCGGAGUAGUAGCCGCCAGUUGUGGCUUUAUUCCUCACGCAGAUUAUAUUAUCUAGUAGCAUAUUUAAUAGCCAUUUUACUCUGAAGAACACACACCUCAUAUAUGUACGUAUUUAAAUUGGCUGGCAGAACAGUUGCAAAUGCUGGAGUGUUGGGGCCGUAAACUAGAACCCGCCCAGUUGUGGCUGUAAUCCUCAAACAGGGUGUCUUCUGAGGACUUUGUUCCUUGGCCUGGUCAAUCCACUGCACUACUGGCUAAUCUCGAAUGUAUCUUAUCGAUUGACAGUAAUAAAAGUCCAUAGAUACCCGCGAAAACACUGCAAUCCAGACCAACUGCGUCAGCUACUGGUUUCAGUUCUGGCCUGGCCCGCAGUAGCUGCUGUCCACACUCGAUCCCAGCUCCAAAUAUACAUCAAUUUCGUACUAAUUCCCAUGCUCCGAUAGCAGCCACACAAAAAAACCAAAACCCAAAUAAAAACUCAGAUCAGACCACACUCGGUUGUAGGCGUCUAUAGAUAAGAUUAAAGACACCCAAAGAUUAACAUCGGAUUGGAUUAUGGCGGGACAGAGCAAGUUAUUGAACCCACUGUGCAUCAGCUGCAAGGAGUUCCAGCACCCAUGGACCGAUCAUUGUGCGAGUGCCGCCGCCGGGAUACUGCUCUCGGCCACGCCCUACUGUCUACGCGUCUACACAGUGGUCUAUGCCUUUUCUUUGCUAAUGCGCCAUCGUGUGCCCAACCUGUCUGAUCUCAAGCGCACUCUUUUAGGCAUCAUACAGUCCACGGCUUUCCUGGUGACCAAUGCAUAUUCCUUUAUUAUGUACAAUUGUUUGCUCCGGAACAUGCUCGGACGCUAUAACUUCUACACAGUGGCCUUUGUGCCCUGCUUUUUGGCCUCGUUUACGGCCAUUCUAGUGGAGCGUCCAGCCCGCCGUCCGCUGCUGACUCUGUAUGUGGCCAACGUGGCCACGGAGGCGUUAUGGAAGAUGGCGGAAUCGCGUGGCUGGGUGCGCUCUAUUCCAAACGGUCAGACGUUCAUUUUCGGGCUGAGCAUGUCGGCACUGCUGUAUAUAUACCGUCGUGGACCAACCGAAGAUUCGAUCUUUAACAUUCUGCGCCAUUUCGUAGGCAAGGAGGAGGCUGGCCCAAUAGUCAACAAUUGGGAUACAUUGCCCGGCGAGCAGCCAGCUCCCUCGCAAAACCGUCCCAGCGUCAGUUUUUCGACCAUCUCCGAUUGGGUCCACGUUUACAGCAAUUUCCUCAACGCCAAGCACGCCAGCUGCCGCCAUAACCAGAGCUGCAUGGCCUACUCCAUCAGCGGUGGCAUUAAGCCCUUUGUGAUCGGCGUGGCCCUCCAGGUGGCGCUGAAGCUGGUAAUGAAUGUCAGCAAGGUAGCCAGUGGCAAAAUGAAAUGGCGGAAGCACAUCUUUGACCGCAGCAUCCUCCCGUUGGGUAUCUUUAUGGGCAGCUUCUCUUUUCUCUAUAAGUCUGUGUCCUGUAUGCUGCGCCAUAGCUUCAAUAGAGAUGAGGCCGCAUUUGCCAUUCCUGCUGGUCUGGUGGCUUCGGUGGCCUUCACCAAGUAUCCAGACAACACGGUGGCCCUGUAUGUCAUGUGGAAGGCUCUGCAGAUACUCUGUUCGAUUGGCCAGGAGAAGGGUAUUGUACCAGUCAUACCCAAUUUUAUGCUCUACCUUUACUCGUUCUUCACGGCCGUGCUCUUCCACGCGGGCAUCUUAGAGCCAAAGUCUCUGCGCCCCAGCUACUACAAAUUUCUGCAAGCCAUAUCAGGAGAUAGACUGAGCCGCUUUAAUCUAAGCGCCUUCGAUGUGUUCGGUCUCAACACCCAGCAACAGGCGCUAGACACCAUAAAGUCGUUGAACAUUGUCGAGAAAUCAAUACUCCCCGCCUUCUCGUUCUCUUCUUAAGAAGAUAGCCCACAAUCUAUGAUAACCUACAGAUGUACACAUUCAGUCUCAUGUUUCAGCCAGGCGCUGUACGCGCCUCUCCAUAUCCAUAAUAGGAGUAAAAUCUUCAAGCGUGUAUAUAUCUAAGAGUCUCUCUAAUUAUCCAUAUCUGUGUGUUUCUCUGUGCUGGACGUCCAACGUCACAGCUCUUUGCCACUCGGAUCACUAAGCUAAGCGACGUUAUCACUUUUGGGGAGGGGGUGCAUUGUAAAUUAUUUUUGACUGUUUUUUUUUGGUACCAGUUGUCAAUAAAAACUUAUAUAUAAAAAUA